This is a messenger RNA of Erpetoichthys calabaricus (reedfish), 1390 nucleotides long. RefSeq lists its product as uncharacterized. The record is from RefSeq and is a predicted model, not a curated record. The transcript has 8 exons. Lineage: Eukaryota; Metazoa; Chordata; Cladistia; Polypteriformes; Polypteridae. The coding region runs from base 98 to 1264 and encodes 388 amino acids.
UAAAUGUUCAAGCAUUCACCUUGGACAUUUCCUUCUAGUCUAAAGUGAGAAGCCUGCUAUUACAGCAUUAAUACUCAAUCAACGGAUACACUGCUUAAUGUCUGCAAAUUACUCCACAAGAUUACAAAUGAAGAACAGCAUGAAAACGAUUACCUGUUUUAAAGAGCCAGCAUUUGCUCAUUGCGUUGACUUGAAGGAGAUUCACAAAAAUGAAGAGGAGCUCUUGAACAGCAAAAUCUUUAAGGGUGAAGUAAAUGGUGGAGCCUUUUCACAGAUCAAAAAUCAACUUGGCUUGAAACAUUUCCAUCUGCCAUUAAUUUCAGGCAAAGAAAAACCUUCACUUGUUACUCCAGUGAUUUCUAAACAACGCUUACUACAAGAGCCUUUGCCCAAAGGUGGCCGUGAAAAGUUUGUCUACAGGAGAAUGAGCACUCUGGAGACCCUGCAGGAGGCUUUCCUGGAAGAUAGUAUUGAUCUGAGCGGCGAACAAGCCUUGUGUGAUCCUGCUCAUUACGUAACAGAAGUUGAUCCUACAGUUAAUAAUGGUUUCCUAUUGAAGACCAGUAUGAGUACAACUUCGAGAGAAGGUACUAAAGAAAGAACAGCUUUGAACUUCUUUUUGGGAAAAGAAAGACACCUGACAUCCUCUUACGAAGUACAUAAUCAAAUACCACUUAUUGAAAAUCGAAGAAUGGAUGCGAGUGUCAGUAAAAAGAUGAUAAAGGAGUACAUUGAAGCAAGCAAAGUUCCUUGGGAGGUGAAAAAGAGAAAAACCAAAUGGAAUAACAAAGAACUGGAGUUUUCAAACGAAAGGAUUCACCUGUCGUCAUCUUGGUCUGAUGCAGAAGAGCCCUCAAGCUUGUUUCUUCUUAAGCCAAUGCAGUCAUGGAAGAGGAGUUCCGAAGAGAUAAAAAGUAAUUUUAAGGUUCACACAAGUCCUAAUGUGUUGAAGAUUGGAACAGGAAUGAAAUCUGCUCCUAUAGCUCCCAAAAGAGAAAGAGCAGAAGAUUUGAUUUCAUGGAAUCCUUCUUUGAAGCAUUUCCAGUAUUUCUGCAGAAGUCACUUGAAGGAUCAUGCAUCUAAUUCUGCAACUGGCACUAGGUCUUUCCCUCUGCCUGAUGGUGGUUAUAUUCAAGGAGUGUGGGAGGUGGAGACAGCACAGAAUCAACAGUCUCUCUUGACUGAUGAAAUGAGAACUUUUACUUUCCCCAAAAUCUUGGAAUUAGACCUGCGAAGAACAGAGUUGCCUACAUACAAACUUUGAUUAAAGAUUGUAAGAAAGAAAGGCAUGUGCUAUAGAGUGGUGCAAUAGAGUAAGAUAACUGAUGACUUUUCUGUUACAAAAAACUAAAUGAGUUUUAUUAAACAUGUAUGGAAUGCAUUACAAAAA